Messenger RNA from Lates calcarifer (barramundi perch), 3086 nucleotides. Its product is annotated as monocarboxylate transporter 9. The coding region runs from base 442 to 2064 and encodes 540 amino acids. The transcript is spliced from 10 exons. The record is from RefSeq and is a predicted model, not a curated record. Gene Ontology annotation, biological process: transmembrane transport; monocarboxylic acid transport. Lineage: Eukaryota; Metazoa; Chordata; Actinopteri; Centropomidae. Gene Ontology annotation, molecular function: monocarboxylic acid transmembrane transporter activity.
AGAAGAAACUGACUUUAUUAAAGUCAGAAUUGUUUAAAAAUGCCUGUCUGUGUCCGCAGGGGAUAAAGGUCAACAGACUGUGGCCCCGGGGCCUCACGUGUUCGUCCUUCCUGCAGCCGGAGUCCGCGAACAACGCGACCCAGCGCGAACACCCGGAGCGAAGCGAAGCAGCGAAGCCGGCAGGAACAGCUUCAAACCGGUUUGUGUGCCUCGAAAGCCUCCGCUGCUGCUGCUGCUGCUUCCUGUAGCGGUUCACUCAUUCACACGAGCAGCAGGAUGGCGGAGCUGGAGACGGUCCUGCCGUGAAAACACCGGGGAGAGGAGGCGAAGAUGGACGGAGUUUGAGAUUUGUUCGGCGGCGGCAGCAGGGAGGAGGGAGCGCGGCGCACCGAGCUACCUGAGGGAGCCCGCAGAGUGUGGGGCUUGUUUCCUCAUCCCACCAUGUCCCCACCGGCGACCCGGCCCCUGGCCCUGGACGGCGGGUGGGGCUGGGCAGUCGUAGCGUCGGGUUUCCUGGCUCUGCUGCUGGGGUAUGGCUCUCCUCAGUCGGUGGGGAUCCUCUACCCAGAGUGGCUGCUCGCCUUCGGGGAAGGGAAGGCCACGACGGCCUGGGUGGGCUCGCUGGUGGCCGGAGUCGGACUCGUUGUGGGUCCUGUCUGCAGUGUCUGUGUGGUGAACUUCGGCGCUCGGCCCGUCACCGUCUUCAGCGGGGUGAUGGUGGCCGGGGGUUUGAUGCUCAGCUCCUUUGCUCCCAACGUCCCCUUCCUAAUCUUCUCCUACGGCAUCGUGGUCGGUGUCGGAGUCGGUCUGCUGUACGCUGCCACCAUCACCAUCACCUGUCUGUACUUUGACAAGAGGAGAGGUCUGGCUCUGGGAAUCAUUAACACAGGUACGAGUGUGGGCGGUUUCCUGUACGCCAUGCUGCAGAGUGAGCUCAUCGAGCUGUUGGGUCUGGACGGCUGCCUGCUCGUCAUCGGCGCGUUGGCGCUGAACGUGGUGGCGUGUGCUGGCCCCAUGCGACCUUUAACCCCACCCAGAUACUACCUCAAACAGCGAGCCGCCGUCUUAGAACAGCAGCGGCUUCAGGAGGAAGAGCUGUCCAAUCAGAAGCCUUUAGCCAAAGAUCCGGUUAUUGCCAUGGAAACCAAGGAGCCGCUGGUCAGGAGGAGGAGGUUAUUCAGCUGUUCGGCCUUCGUCAAGAUGAUUAAGAUCAAGAUGAGACAGUAUGUCCGGUGUUUGUCAUCCAUGUUGUCUCUCCUUCAGGACAGAGUCCUCGUGGCUUUGUGCAUCUCUCUCUUCUUCUACAGUCUCGGUAACUCCCCUCCCCAGCUCUUCCUGGAGGACCUGGCCCGGAGCUCCGGGCUGACCGAGGGCAUCGCCUCCAUCUCCCUUGUCUCCCUCAGCUCCAUCGGAGGCGGCGUGGGUAAACUGGGUCUGGGCAUCAUGGCCGACGUGCCACAGGUCAACAGUGUUCUCCUGUACGCUCUGACGGUUGGAGUGAGCGGGCUGGCAGUGCUGCUCAUCCCCCUCACCAGCUCGUACCUGGACCUCCAGGUGUUGUCGGUAGUCCUGGGCUUCCUGGGCGGGAACUGGACUCUGACUCCGUACGUCACCAGCCAGGUGGUUGGCGCAGAAAAACUCGCCGAGGCGCACGGGAUACUCCUGUUCUUCGGAGGUGCCGGCUUGAUGCUGGGUCCCCCUGUCGUAGGUUGUUUCUACGACUUCUGUCAAUCGUACGACGUUGCCUUCUUCAUCAGCGGGGGUGGCAUGAUGCUCAGCAGCGUCGUCCUCAUCCUUACUGCCAUUCUACCGCGACCGCAGACCCCUCCCCCUGCUGCUUCAGGCGCCGAAGGGGCCGAGCUCAUCAGCUGUACAGUUACCACGGUUUUUCUCCUGGCUAAUCCAGCACCCCGUUUACGUGUCUUAAAAAAGGCGGUUGCUAACGAGUGUCUAAAUGAGACUACAGAGGUUGUCAGGGACGUUAACAUGAAAACCCAUCUACUCACCAGUCCACCUUUACAGCCUCGUUGUGUUUCUACUCACGCUCUUUCAAACUCUCACUAACUUUCUAAGAAGAAAGGCUGUUUUGUAAUCAGUAUUUUAAACACACUUCAGAUGUGUUUUACAGUAAAUGAGAAUGUCAAGUUUCACAAUUUCCUGCAGCGCUCGAUUGAACAUGGAGGACUAAAACAACUCUUGUUGACAGGCUAAUAAUCAUAAAUAAUAUUAAAUGAUAAUAAUAAUAAUCCUUUGUUUUACAGUCUCAGUGUGAGCUGACUGACAAUCAGGACUGAGGUCAGACGAACUCAGAAGAACUAAUAUUCAAAUAUUAAACUAUGAAAAUGUUGUUUGAUGGUGCAGAAAAAAGAACACAAUAACAGAAAAGAGUUUGGAAAAACUUGAUUUAAAGUUAAAAAUGUUCACGUGUUUAAUUCACCUUGAUCCACCAGAUGAUUUAAAACAACAUGUAGACAGUUAUUGAACCUGAAUGCAGCACGUCUCAGUUUCUGAUUUAUAUUCAGUUUGUCUUUUGAUCCUCGUUUUUGAUAUUUGUUGUAUUUUGAGGAGAUGUUUUUUUAUUGGACUUGUUUUUUAUUAUUUCUGUGUGUUUUAUCCCCGUUCUUAUCGUUCUGCCUUAUUUUUGUUCAUGUUGAUGUUUUUUGAAGACGAUAUCAUAUCAAUGUUCAAUGUUCAUGUCAAAGAGAAAAAGAUGGGAGUGCACUUUAAUCCAAACAUGAUGCAUCCUUCAGUUUGUUUACAGGGUGAAAAGAUAUUUUUAGAAGAGUUCCAUCGACUGAAAAUGGACAAACUUUCAUAAAUAAAGUAAAACUGGAAAGAAAGAAAGUUGUGAUAUCUCAGAGGUAAUUUUUUCAAAUUGGUUAGAGUCAAAGUCAAACGUCAACAAACCUUUCACUUGAAGAAACAACAGAACUCCUUUUAGGGUUUUAUUAGUUUAUAGAAGUUGAACAGUUCAAAAUUAACAGGAAACAUGAGAGAGAUGUGUGAACAGAGGGUUACACAAGUGAUCAAUGAGUCAGUCAGGUCCCAAGUUAGUUUACCAGGUCAUUGAUGAAUUGAUCAGAUCC